Molecule: messenger RNA, 7745 nt
Organism: Spirometra erinaceieuropaei
Lineage: Eukaryota; Metazoa; Platyhelminthes; Cestoda; Diphyllobothriidea; Diphyllobothriidae
Source: the annotation of a GenBank genome assembly
AUGACGACAUCCUUCUCUCUACUCUCACGCACCGGUCGACUCUCCCAGACUGCCAACCAACUUACGAGAGAAUCAGACGCUGUGAUUGGCGGCGUGGAAGCCUCCGUCUGCGCGUGCCGCACACGUGCCCAAAUUCCCACACGUGAGAGCCGUGCCUCCUAGAACACGUUUCGCCCGCCCUAUCGACGCUGGCGAAUUGCAUCGUAUGGCCGCUGCGCAUUUGAUACGCUGAUUAGAGACUCGCAUAUGCGUAUGAGUGCAAAGGUCUAUGUGUGGGCUAAGGGUGCUCGUGUACUAGGUAGAAUUCCUGCAAGGGUUGUGUUGCUUCAGCGGGGUCUUCGUGAACGCGCCUGCGGCCCACGAGGCGUCUAAAUGCCCUUGAACACUAAGGAGAGGCAGGGCGUGCGUUAUGAAUGCAUACUGGGCCUACGAAUACUGGUUCACUGGCGUAAUGCGAUGUAUUUGUGAAUAACCGACCAGACCGUCGCGUGACCUGAGUGAAAACUCGCAGUCAGUAUCAGUAGGAACUGAGUCUGCAUUGCUGGUUUGGGUGUUUUGUGAGAUGGGAUACGUGUCGAACCUGUUGAUAUUGCACUGUAUCUGCAGAUGUCCAGCGAGACGACCAUAUACCCCGAAUCUCCCUUAGCAACCUGAACAUGUACACAGAAUUUAAGUGCUUGUGGCGCUGACCACUGGGCUCGUGGCCCAGUGGUUAGAGGCGUGGACCUCUAACUAACAGGUCGCGAGUUCGAGCCCCGGGUGUUCCACACUUCCGGGGUUGGGUAUGACGGGCUGACGACUACUAAUAAGCCAGAAAUGGCAAUUCCAGUCUCCCGUGUCUUUGUCGGUAAUACCAUUCUGCCUAUAUAUCAUGGGCCGCUGUGCGGCUGCUGGUUGGGCUCGAGAGAGAGCCCGUAAGGCCAAACGGGACGAGUGAGUUCCGUAAGAACGAUCGGCGAGCGCCCCCUACCUGUCUUGGAGGCCUAUCACCCUGCCUUAACAUCUGCUUCGGAUGUGGCGACCCCAGUUCUUACUGAAGUGAGCCAGGUCUGUUGAGGAUUGUCUCAGAGUUGAUUUAUGGAUGUCUGUGAGGAGUAUUCGUCGCAUUUGUCUGCGAACAUGCGUUACAACGUGGCCGAAAAAUAGUCAGUUGGAUAAACGUCCGUCAGCGUCAGUUGCACCUGCCUCCACACGUCCGUAUUUUCCGCGGUCUUAAUUUCAAGGACCUUUUGAUCACAAUCAAAACACAACCGUCUUCGCAGGCAGUUGUGAUGAAGGUGGUUCAACAUUUGCGCUGUCAAGACAGGCGGCUGGCGUAGUUCAGACUACGGUCCUGCCAUUGAGGAGGAAACCGAGGCGAGUUUUCUCUGAGUGCUGCUCACUAAGUAAUCAAUACUGUCCGCCGAUAAGAGCAGAGCAUCGUAGACAUUUUUACCGUGGGCUCGUUGUUGGCAUUAAUAGGCGCCGGUUGGUCCAUGAACGCUGUCUUCUCUCAGUGCUAAUGGUCAGUUCGAAUUUUUGAGCAAGGUGACUCACAUUCUGCUGCAUAUUCGCCCCGGUUGUGCUCUUCAGUACGAAGUUUUCAGUGAAAAAGAGGUCCUGCACACAUCAACCUUGGAUAAUCGAGUGGAUACAUUCGUGCGUCCGGUGUUGACCUGUUGAUUCUCCGUCACACCUCACUACAUGCAUCUAUCAGCACGAUGGAGAACGCAAGAGGGUGGGAAGGAUCACACAGUCUCACGUGUCACUACCAAUGCCUCCGAGAUUUACCCCAUUUUCCGAUACGUCAAUCGCCUCAGACAUCAAGAGUGUAGCAUUAUUGACUAAAGUUUACCCUGGUUAACUGUGUGAAAGGUCUGUAAGUGUGUACUAGGCCAGUAUCAGCAAACAAUGGCCAUCGCAGCCAAGUAUGCGCUGGUAGUUCCCUGACACCUGAUUGCCUGCCGGUAGAUGUGUAUGCACUCCCUCUGGGUAUACAGGUGAUGUGCAUGGCUGUCCAGUCAUCCUCGUCGCUCUGGCCCCUGUUGGGGUGUUGUUGUCAGUCAAGAAACUGGUCAUUUGCCGUGUGGACCAGGAUGUGUGAAGUGGAACGCCAAGGUACGGACUGGACGGCGCCCCGCCCUUGCUUGCGAUCCUCUUGACCCUGUUUUGGCGCCGGGUCUAGGUGGGUAGUUGGGAAGAGGGAGAGUGUGGUAGAUGCUACGCAAGCCGCCGUGCACGCUGUACCUUGGUGUGUAGCACACGGUGGACCUCGUCGAAAUCGACGGUUGAACUGUCGCGUGAAACUAAUUUGUCAAACUCGCAUUCCUUGCCACUUUUCUUUGGCGUGUCCCCAUGGCCUUUAUGGGGCUUUCGAAGUCCGCGCCAAUUCUGGAAGGUGUCCCUUAUCCGUAUACUCCCCCAGGCAAUCAGGCGACUUGCGAAGAGACAUCCCACUGUGCUUGUUGUAAAUUUGAAAAUUUUACUUACGCAUGAAUUCAUUCAACACUAGUUGUGUUCCGGUCCCGUAUUACAGGUUGCUGGGGUUUGUUUACUUCAGGUGGGGUUUCAUCAUCACAUUCGACCCAAUCCACUGCCCUCGUCGACCACUUAAUUGAUACGGGAUUACACCCAGUGAAGUAGUGAAAUUGCGAAUAUUUUACAGACACUUUCUAGUAUCAGAACUACGAAGGACACAUAGUGAAACAGGAAAAGGUAACAGUGGAGAAUUUGCGAACUAAAGGCAGACAGUAAAUAGACAGCACCGCCACACAAAAUUUUCAGCAAAUGGUCAAAGCUAAUACAGGCAGGCGUCCCUAUGAUCAAGUUAGCAGCAUGUUUAUAAUAAUGACAGCUCGAGCGUCGAUUUCGACCAUGUCCACCGCGUGCUCCACAGUAGGGUGAGAACAGGGACGGCGGUUUGCGCGUGGGUUAGUUUGUUGUGAUAAUAUACUUGCGCUGCGUCCACCUCACUUUCUCCUCCUCCUCCUCCUCCUCCUCCUCCUCCUCCUCCCCUAUUUUAGUCCGGUGUCAGGACAGAGCCAAGAAGAUCGGAGGCGGGAUCGAACACAGGUGGCCGGCGCGGCGUGAGCCAGCGCCCAGACGUGCCACUACACCACAAACAAAAGACCCAGACUUCACACGAUAAGCAAAACAGGAGGAGGCUCGCAUCCCAAUUGAGGGAAGACACCAGGAUGGAGCCCUUACGGCCUGACGCUCGGCCCCGCCAUCAGCCACUCCACGCCAACACCCACUGGGCUGACUGCGAGGUCCGAGUUCUACCGUCAGUUGGCGGCCUUCCAAGACACGGCUUUUAGCGCGCCGUGGUAGCAUCAGACGCCUCGGAUUGUUUAUUGUGCAUAAAGUGCGCCGAUUAGUCGACCUAAUAAUCAUUAUUACAAUCCAACUUGGGUAAUCCUUCCUAAUCGAUGCCAAAUUUCCGAAGUUCUGCAACCAUUUCAGGAGUUCAGUCACUGACUGUAACUACAUUUGGUUGCUUAAAUAAUUAUUUGUUCCUUUUUUAGCUUCCUCUUGUUAAAUGAGUCAGACUGAGUUGUGUAGAUUUAAAACAAACACUGCCGAGUUAAUUAAUUUGGAAAAUUAAACCUUAAGGAAUCCUGGAUUGCAGCAAUGCUUCUUCUGCACCCCUACGCCAUUAAAAUGCGCAUGCAUCGGGUCGAAGGUCUUUCAGUGCAGAAAAUUUGUGUGGCACGUGAUGGCAUAUGUUAUUCGUCCGCAAACAAAAUUGGACGAACAGUGCCUUGUACUUAUUUUUAAUGGAUAAUACGCAGUAGGACGACACCUCUGCAAGUAGUAUAUUUCGGUCUUCUCACGGUUUCAUUGCACAAUUAGUAAAACUACCAUUCGCUUAAACCACCUGCGCAAACUCACGGGGAAUACGGUCCUUCUCAGAACUGAGGGUCGGGCUCAUGGCACUCUGGUGCGAGACUUGAGCCACCUUCAUAAAAUCGCGGUACGCGUUGUGGAGACCGGGUCGCGUGCGAGGCACGCGUAAACGGGCUGUCUCGAUUUGUCAGCUACUGCAUCCGCGCCCAUCUCCGGUCGUCUUGACAUCGCCCUGCCAUCAGAGGAAGAUAGCGAGUGGUAGGAGCUGGACGAAUCUGCUUCGCUAUAUGCCAAUUCACGUUCAAGCCGGGUUCACUACGUAAAGCAGGCUGUGGACGUUGUUGUUUGCGGAAUUCGAUGUGAUUUCCGUUGUCUGUCCUUAUUUGCCGAGACUAUCUACUUCAUUUCAUUCGGAUAGAGAACAACGCAUAUGUGUGGGUUAGCCGCAUAAACUUUCCAGAUGUGGUUUUUGUGCUGCGAAACUAGUGUGGCGUCUGUUAUGCUAAUAUGUAAUUACUCUCAAACUGUUGUACUUUUAACAAUUUUUAAAAUUCAUCCUUUGGUUAAUGUUUUCUUCCAUGGACUCUUUGAAGCUGGUUUACUUGCGGAAUUUUGGGCCUGGUUUCUGCGACAGUUAUCGAGUUAAUGAUGGUUGAAAACUUUAAACCUAAUUUAUGGAUGGGAAUUAUAUUUGGCAGGUAUUUUUAACUCACUUCCAGCUAUGGAAUUUUUUGGUUAUAAUACACCAGUAUUUUUGGGCCAGCUAGCCGUGUUUUAUUCGUUGGUUUUAUGCCUCCAAAUGCGAAUGUGGUUAACGUGUGUGUAUAUGCCAGUCAGAACUGUAGUCUAGAGUGUGAGGUUAGGGUUUAAACCGUGGAAAGGUCGCACAACUUAAUUCAUGCAGGCGAUGACUGUUACACACAGAACUUAAUCCCUCAUCCAGGGCUCUGCCUAACAUCCACACCUCAGAGACCGCCCCGACCAAAUGAGGGUAUCGGGUGUUGUGGGUUUCCCCAUAACAGAUAAUUCUGCUCCCCCUCUCAUUCUUCAUUCGUCCCCGUCUCCACUUUCAAAGGUUCAUGAGGGAUGGGCGACAUGCAGGUGCUUAAGCUAUCCAGACUUACUCUGGUCACUCCUCCAAUGAACAAAAUCGUGUCCCAAAGCAGGGUUUAGCGGCCGUCUGGGAUGUCUAAGCAGUCCCUUUUUCCAGUUCAGUGUAUGUGAAGAAAAUAGACUCUUAAGCGUUUGAACUCACUACUUGCUGCAUAAAAAUCAGAAAAACAAACCCGAAUAUGUGAAAAAUGCAGCAGAGAGUGAAAAAAACUUAAUUCCACACAAAUGAUUAUGUAGCCACACACUGCAGCAGGCGUCCGUCAAGGCGAUCUUUGGGUGUCUCUACAGACUGAGACAUAACGGGUGCAUCGGUCGAGUUAUUCCACGGCUCCACUACACGGUUUGCGAAGAAAUACUUUCUUACAACAAAUUUGCCCUCGAGCACAUGUGGUGUGAAGCGGUGUUCCGGGAGAUUAGUUGUAGUGUCAAGUUGGAGGAAGCUUUGGACCAGAUCUCCGCGCACGUACCCAUAGUUGAGGCGGUAAAGAGUCGGUUUAGUCUGGCGAGUCGUGCAUGUCACUACUCCUUGACCUCGAACUAAUUUGGUGGCCCCCCGUCGGACCCUUUCGAAUAGACUGUAUUCCUGCUCCGUCUAGGAUCUCCAGGCCCUAAUCGUGCACUCAAGACGCGGCCUUUCCGAACGUUUGGAGUAACCGCCCUCAUCAAAAUUACAAAUCCCUACUUUGUAGCGUACAUCAUAGAAGUCACGACUUUAGCCGCCUUAUAACAGUUUUCUAAUGUCCCUAGGGCGUUUGUCACCGGCAUGUUUUCCUUCUAACGGACUUCCGGUACUGGUCAUGUUAUGGCCGUAAAGUUGCUAGGAGCCUCUUAAAGAUUAAACUAAGAGCGUGCGAAUAUUUUCGAUUUCGAGAUUAACGAAUACUUCUGGUUGUGUGUAAUGAAGCAUGAUGCUUUUGAAAUGCAGUGAGCGAAAAGUGCUCCUAUUUCUUUAGGGUUAUUGGAAGGUUAGUCAAAAGCGACUGAGCCGUUUAUAGGUCUGGAGAGCUCCAGAUGACUUCUGAUCUUUAACAUUUUUAAACUUUUUGUUUUCUAACGUCAUAGUUUACCCGCAAGUCAGCUCUUUAGACAGCUAAACUGCGCCGAGAAGCAUAUCGUGUUUGACCCAGCUUUCUGACGAAUUUAUAAAUGUAAAAAGUUUUCCCAGAUAUGCAGAAAGUAAUUCAAUAAGAUCGCAGCUGGUGGCCAGAUAUUAUAUGUUGAUACUGUCGACGUGCGUACUUGUCACCAUUAGGCGUGUUUACCCUGUCUAGGGAACUUGUUAUCAGUAGGUGUGCUUCUAGUGAGUUAGGCAGGUCGGCCGUUUCGGUCAGGCUGUUGGGUUUAGUGAGGGUUAGGGUUAGACGCAGGCUAAGUUUUGGGAUUAGCGUUUGCAUUUGAGGGUCAGGUUUCAGUGUUAGGGUUAGGUUUUAGGUUCCCGUUAGGGUUACGUUUAAGGUUAGGGUUGGGGUUAGGGCUAGGUUUAGGGUUAAGGUUAGGGUUAGGGUUAUGGCUAGGUUUUGGGCUAGCAUAAGGUUUUAGGAUUUUGGUUACGUUUCGGUUUUUAGACUUAGGGUUAUGCUUUUCGGUUUCUGGUCAGGGUUAAAGUUCAGGGUUGAGCGAAGGCUUUAAUUUUCUGCCAUUAUUCUACCCACUUAAACCUCCCCAUCACUUUCCCUGGUAACUUUGCUUUUACCCAGAAACUCCAGCAUUCCUCUACCAGUCCUUCAAUUUACCACACCCAUAUAACCUCCUUUCCCACUGUUCCCAUACCACAGGGUUCUGGAUGUCCGCCUGCUCAUUCCUGGCUACCCACUGCGACCUAACCAGUAAUUCUUUCGUAAGGUUCGAGCCCUCCUAUCCAAAAUAAUAGUUGCGAAGUGGUAUUCAAGCAAAACACUUCCACGUGGUACGCAGAAUAGUUUCCUUGUGCACUGCCGAGCUUGUCGCACUUAGGAGCAACACUGCUUACCCCUCACGAACAAUGGGGUUAGAAAGGGAGCCCUAGAUAGGACCAAGCCAUCUACUCGUUGACCGUGACCCGCAAAUGUAUAAAUCACGAUCGAAACAAUCAAACAAACAGCCACUCUCGUCCUUCUCCUCUCCCCUCCCCUGCUAAAGUUACUCCACCUACCCUGGCAGCCUAGAAUUUUUGCUCCCUUUUAGACAAUCCAUGGUGCAAUCGUCCGGAAAGGAGGACCGCGCUAGUCACUCAAGAACUGGCGCUCUAUAAGAUGGACAUCGCUGCUCUCAGCGAGGGCCGUUUUUCCGAACAAGGCCAACUGGAGGAGGUGGGUUCCGGACACACUUUCUUCUGGAGUGGUCGCCCCAAGGCAGAGAGGCUGAACGCGGGCGUCAUCGUGAGACGACAGGGCGUCCACGACCGCUUCAUGAGUCUGAGCCUACGUCUCCGGUGUGUCAGAUUCGUCAGCUUCGUCAGCGCCUAGGCUUCCACAGCGUCCACUUCCGAUGAGGAGAGGAAAAAGUUUUAUGAAGACCUGCUCGUCCUCCUGGCGGACAUGCUGAUGGUCCUUGGUGGUUUAAAUGCCCACGUCGUCCAAUGUAAUUGCGAAGGAGUGCCGGGUCCGCGUGGAAUCGCUGGCUGCAACGAAUAUGUCCUCCUCCUUCUAACAGCCUGCGCAAAACAUCCCUUUCCCCUCAUCAACAUCCAGCAACUGGAAGACCUGAAGGCUCCAGAGGAUAACGUCAACGUGGAGGCACGUCGUGUCAACUGCGCUAAGUCAUCCACUCCACCGCCUUCAACGUCCUCGGUCGCCGAAUUCAUCAAUACCGGACCACUCUGGCGAUAA